Capsicum annuum is the source of this 1447-nucleotide messenger RNA. Its product is annotated as glutathionyl-hydroquinone reductase YqjG. Bases 102 to 1340 code for a protein of 412 amino acids. Gene Ontology annotation, cellular component: cytoplasm. The transcript is spliced from 3 exons. The record is from RefSeq and is a predicted model, not a curated record. Lineage: Eukaryota; Viridiplantae; Streptophyta; Magnoliopsida; Solanales; Solanaceae. Gene Ontology annotation, molecular function: glutathione transferase activity.
AGUAUAUAUCCAAACAUCAAAUAACGCUAUGCAUGUAUAAUAACAGCUUCAUCCCCUCCAAAUUUCCUUAAAACUUGUGUAACACCAGAAAAACAACAAAAAUGUACUCUACUCAUGUCUCCUCCUCCUUUAUCUCCAUUCAUUUUCCUCCAUCAAUCUCAAAAAAUCACAAACACACUAAAAUUCAUCGUUCUAAGCUACACACAUCAACUCCAAAAAUGUCACUUAACCAAAACCCAAACACCACCAGUACUGCUAAUCUCAUUAACACAGUAACCAAACUCCUAUGGGGUCAAUCACUCCCACCACAGCUCCUCAUCUCCACCGUCCGUUCUUCCUGGUCCGCCACGUGGCAGCUCAUGAUGUCCCAGCUCGCUCCAUCCGACCCUUCCGGAUCCUACACCCGACCCGCUUCUCAAUUUCGCCUGUACGAAUCGAAUUCCCCUCCAAACAACCUCCACCUUUACGUGGGCCUUCCCUGCCCAUGGGCCCACAGAACUCUAAUGGUCCGAGCUCUGAAAGGUCUGGAAACUUCUAUACCCGUUUCAAUUGCUUCACCCGGAAUUGACGGCUCAUGGGAGUUUCGGGUUUGGCCCGACCCGGCUAAGGAGAAGGUCGUUCCCGGUCUGGAUAUAGCUAAUGGGUGUAAAACACUGAGAGAGGUUUAUAAUCUGAGACGUGGAGGUUAUAGUGGUAGAUCGACUGUACCGAUGUUGUGGGACGUAGAGAAGAAGGAAGUUUUAUGUAACGAGAGUUAUGAUAUUAUUGAAUUUUUCAAUUCGGGUUUGAAUGGAAUUGCAGGGAAUCCUGAAUUGAACCUUUCACCACCUGCAUUGAAAGAAGAGAUUCGGAAGUGGAACGAUAUAAUCUAUCCAAACAUUAAUAAUGGCGUGUACAGGUGUGGAUUUGCACAAAGUCAAGAAGCAUACGAUAAGGCAGCAGAAGUAUUGUUCAGAACACUGGAAAUGUUGGAGGAUCAUUUGGGGGGUUCAAGGUACUUGUGUGGGGAUGUUUUGACACUUGCAGAUGUGUGUUUGUUCACUACUUUGAUUCGAUUCGAUCUGGUCUAUAAUGUCCUGUUCAAAUGCACCAAGAGGAAGCUCAUUGAAUUCACCAACCUCCAUGGAUAUCUCAGAGACAUUUAUCAGAUACCGAAGGUUGCGGAAACUUGCAAUAUGGGACAAAUAAUGGAAGGUUACUACAAGAUUCUAUUCCCAUUGAAUCCAGGGGGCAUUAAUCCCAUUAUGCCUAGUGGUUGUGAGGAUGAAGUGCUCUCAAAGCCUCAUAAUAGAGACUCCUUGUCAUUGGAUUCAAAAGUUGUGCAACACUCUGUUUCUUGAAUUCAAAGGCGAAGACAUCACACAUUCUGUUAUCGAUUUUGUGUAUGCGUAUAUACUUAUUUGUAUGUACAAUUGUAUAUAUAGAGUUCGAGUGCACUUCUUGUCGA